This is a messenger RNA of Medioppia subpectinata, 1467 nucleotides long. The record is from the annotation of a GenBank genome assembly. Lineage: Eukaryota; Metazoa; Arthropoda; Arachnida; Sarcoptiformes; Oppiidae.
AUGUACAUGGUAAACGGUUUACCAAAACCCGGAGCCCAGGAGUUUACGGGCAAACGAUGGGUAGUGCUGUGCGCGGGUGGAGCUGGGUGGAAUAAUUACCCAUUCCAGGCCAGCAUUUACCAUGCCUACCAUAUUUUUAUAAACCAUGGCAUACCAGCCGAUAAUAUAAUUGUAAUGCACCCUGAUGACUUGGCAUCAAGCAAACACAACCCCACUCCGGGAAUUGUGGUAAACCAAGUGAAUGGCACCGAUGUCUAUCACGAUGUGCCCAAACAUUACAUCGGGGAUGAAGUAACACCAAAGAACUUUUUAGGCGUAUUAAGAGGCGACCCGGAGCUAAAAGCUGCCGGAAAGCUAGUGGUCGAUGGCGGACCCAACGAUCACAUAUUUGUAUUUUUUAUGGGCCAUGGUAGUGUUGACCUUAACAUGUACAUUUAUAUUGCACAUAAACUUCAAGAAUCUAUUGACUUUCCGAGGGGUACACUGUUUGCCAAAGACUUAAUCAACGAGCUGAAAGGAAUGCACCAUGCUCAACGAUACGCCAAACUAUUGUUUUACUUGGAGGCCAUCGAUUCAGGCUCGAUGUUUGACAAACUAUUGCCCGCAGACAUUAAUGUUUACGCCGUGACAUCAUCGAAACCUGACCAGGCAAGUUGGGCAUGCUGUUACGAUACGGUGCGCAAGGCCUAUGUGGGUGGACAUUUCAGCCAGCACUGGUACGCUGAUAAUGAGAUCAGUGACGUUAACAUCGAGACUAUCGAUCAACAAUUUUUAUAUAUUAGUUUGCAUAACAAGAUUGACAUUCAAAACAAUACUUUUGAAGAGGCUCAACAUUACGGCGAUUUAACGAUUGGUCAAUUGACCUUGUCGGAAUUUUUUGGACUUAAAAAACAAUCAUAUAACCCACAAAUUACCCGGAUAUACAAUGGACAAUGCGAAUAUGUGGACCAACGCGAUAUUGCUAUACAUUUAACUGAGCAGAAUAUCAUGCAUAGCAGGGAUAAUGUUGAGAAAUUACGUUACACACGAGAAUUGGGGCACAUAUUGAACGGCAGGCGAUACGCCGAUAAACACUUGAUCGCUAUGUUGGACGCCAUUAAACCGUUGACUGGUCUGUGGGCUACCGAUGCCAUCAGCGGCCGACACCCACUUAAUAACCGAGAUUGUUAUAAAAAGUUUGUCGAGACCUUUAGCGAUAGAUGCUUUAACUUGAGCAAGAAUCCUUAUUUCUAUGGAAAACUGAACGCUUUUGUUAACGUUUGCGAGUCGUUGACCGACACUACCGGUGAAGAGUUGGCACUCAAUCUAAUGACCCUUUAUGGAAAACUGAACGCUUUUGUUAACGUUUGCGAGUCGUUGACCGACACUACCGGUGAAGAGUUGGCACUCAAUCUAAUGACCCGUUAUUGUGAACAAAACGUUCACUUGGAUUUGAAUGUGCAAGUACUACUAGCUAUAAUUGUGUAG